AUGUUAUCUGAAACCACUCAUCCUAUCAGCGUAAGAGUUUACAGUAAGUCGGAUGAGGAAGAUGUCUUAGCUUUUCUGAAAGUCAUUGAUGCUUAUCCGGAAAUUUUUCGUGACAACGGAACACUUGUUGAUAUCCCGGAGGAAGACUGGAUGACCAUUCGCUUAAAAGAGAACUGGCAGGAAAAGCUACCUACCAAGGGUGCUCACGUCUAUCCACUAAGCAAAGAAUCAAGGCCUAUCCCCACUCAACCACAAGCUUGUUGA
This is a messenger RNA of Sclerotinia borealis F-4128, 264 nucleotides long. Lineage: Eukaryota; Fungi; Ascomycota; Leotiomycetes; Helotiales; Sclerotiniaceae. The record is from the annotation of a GenBank genome assembly.